Formica exsecta is the source of this 2523-nucleotide messenger RNA. Its product is annotated as elongation of very long chain fatty acids protein 4-like. The transcript has 5 exons. Gene Ontology annotation, cellular component: endoplasmic reticulum membrane. The record is from RefSeq and is a predicted model, not a curated record. NCBI's taxonomy places the organism in Eukaryota, Metazoa, Arthropoda, Insecta, Hymenoptera, Formicidae. Gene Ontology annotation, molecular function: fatty acid elongase activity. The coding region runs from base 1054 to 1839 and encodes 261 amino acids. Gene Ontology annotation, biological process: fatty acid elongation, monounsaturated fatty acid; sphingolipid biosynthetic process; fatty acid elongation, saturated fatty acid.
UUCUGACAACGUAUCGACGUGAAUUUUACCGUCGUGUAACUUUAUUUUUGCAUUAAGUUCGACUUUGGGGAAGGGUCAUGCGCUCAUUAAAUUUUUUAAUUGCAUUAUGAUACGCGAGUUUUUUCAGGGGAAUUGAAAAAUUGUUUUCAUGAUUCCUCUUUUACUAGAUAAUAAUUCGGUGAAACGGAAUAAUGAUACAGAACGACAUACUUAUUGUUUAUUCAAGCAUAAACGUAACAGAAAUAAAUAUUUAUACAAUAUAGGUAGAAACGCACACAUUGAAAAUCUAAUUUUUUACUUUCAAUUGCUUGAGCUGCAAAACUACAAUUUUUCUCCCAUCAGAAUAAUUUCUAUUGCAUAUCCUUGAUUAAAGAAUAUAAUGCAGUUGGUCUUUUCGUUAUCCUUCACGUAACAUUUUAUUGGGUUUAUUAUUGUUGGAAAAAGCGACCAACCCUUUCUACCACAAUUCCCGAAAUCUUUUCGGCCGACAAGUCCGGAGAGCAUCGGCACGAUAACCACUGGUUCGUAUUGAUCCUCGCGGGGGUGUUCAGGGAUUGAAAGAACCGAGAGCGGGAGGGAGAGAGAGAGAGAGAGAGAGAUAAUCAGGGAGGAAACCGUCGGGAGAAGAAGGGUGAGUUUAGCAAUGGAACAUCCCCCAGUGACUGACACACACCCCAAAACCGAACCAACCCCGAAUCUAGUUCCACAGCCUAACCUACACACCCGACCCGGAGAAUAUCCGUGCACCAUCGCUUGCAUAAGAAGUCAACUUAAGCGAGUCCCAGGGGCGGCCUGCCGUGGGCAAAACCGACGAGAAAAUUUGCAGCGUGCAAGCUUAAAAUAUGUAUAUCAAAUCUCUCUCUCUCUCUCUCUGUCUCUCUCUCUCUCUCUCGCGAUGGUGGGGGAAGUCUAAAGCGGUAAGAGUGGGAUCAGUGGCUCCUUUGCUCCUGGCAGUUAGACAGGCCUACAUUGAUUAUAUAUCAUCGAUUUGAUCAUCGUUAAGUCGAUACGAUCACGCAUUAAACAAAAUUCGACAAACAAAAUCGCUCUAUUAUGGGUCUAUUGCAAGAAAUUCAACAUUUAUGGACAAAGAUUGAUCCACGAGUGAUCGAUUUGCCUUUAAUCCAGUUCUCUUAUCAUGUGCCACUUAUGAUAUUCGCGUAUCUGUAUCUUGUACUUGAGUGUGGGCCUCGAUUUAUGAAAAACAGGCGGCCAUAUUUACUGAAGACGUUUAUAAAGUUGUAUAAUAUUAUUAAAAUUGUGGCAAACAUUUGGUUAGUUUACGAUCACAUCGACGCCGGUUUGUUUACAAAUUCAAAUUUAACGUGUCCCGCAAGUCUUGAUUAUUCCUACGAUUAUACUCCAAUGAGGAAUUGUAAGGGUGCAUGGUAUUUUUUUCUCUUGAAAAUUUUGGAUUUCGUCGAAACAGGCAUAUUUUUAUUAAGAAAGAGAAAUAAUCAAGUGUCUGGUUUGCAUUUAUACCAUCAUGUAUCUGCCUUGCUUCUGGCAUGGUUAGUUGUAAGAUAUAUCGCUGUUGGUCCUGCAUCAUUGAACUGCGUGAUAAAUAGUUUCAUACAUGUGAUAACGUACAUCUACUACUUCCUAGCAGCUUGCGGGCCGAACGUUAAAAAAUCUAUAGCACCUAUGAAACAGUGGAUAAUUAAAGCACAACUGGUGCAACUCGUCAUAAUGAUACUAUAUAAUUCGCAGAACUUUCUGCCAGGUUGCAAGGUAGUGGAGCAUUAUUGGAUAGACAUAAUAAUCAUUGGAUAUUUAAUGAUGAAUUUCUAUCUAUUUUAUAAUUUUUAUCAAAAGGCGAAACCUAAGAGAAAGAUCUAAUAGAUACUGGGUAUAUAUGCAAAUUCGAUAAAGUGACCCGAGUCGAAAUUUUACUCCUAAUUUCGACCUCCUUUUUGUUCAUAUCUACAGAUUCUGGAGGAUUUUGAUAGGUUCCAUUUAUAUAAAAAUUGUAUUGUAUUGAGCUCCUACUUUAUACCUCAAAUAGGCAGUAAACGAACUUUCCCAUUUUGAGGUUUAAAUGAGGAGUUUUCGGUAAAACCUCAUAAAACCCUCUAGAUUUGAUUAAUUUUUACUUAAUCUUUUAAAUCGUAAUGAAAUAUGUUCCAUAUCAUCAGUGAUUCAUAGUAGAUACUUUAUUUAGGGUCUAAGAUUUUCAAUAUUAAAAAGAUAUUACCGCAAAAUAUUUUAUAACAUCGUUAAUUAAUCACAUACAUAUAAACAUACAUGUAUGUAUCACAAUUAAUAAUAUUAUAAAAUUUAUUUAUAUAAUAAAUAUCUUUUUCUUAUCAACUAUCUCAAACACAACAUAAAUAAAAACUCCACUGUAAAUCGCUGAUAAUAUACGUGACAUAGAACAUUUUAAUAUGAUAAUGUGGUAAAUAGUAUAGGAAAGUCAAAAAUAAUAUAAGAAAUCUCUCGACGCGUACAUGUUUGUUUCAAAGGUACAAAGAAACAUAUGUAUAUUUAUUUGCUUACACUUUUUUUUUGUAUCUACUUGUUUAU